GGUUGCCAUUCCAAGAAGCAGCUCAAACAUCAGCGCCGAUCAAGUUGCGCGGUGCGGAGCAUCAGUCGGCGCACUUUCGCGCACAUCAAGAAGGACGUGUCUGAUACAACUGAGUGUAUCGACAGCAACAUGAAUUACAUCAAGAUCACAGAUCAUGACAAGCUGGCUGCGGCUGCGGAGUCUUCUGGCAAAGUUCUGGUUAAGAGGAUUACACAAUCCUGGCAAGAAGACCUGUGGUUGAGAAAGAAAUGGAAUUUUACAGAAGACUCCAAAGAAUUAUACAUGAAAGAAAUAUGCUUUAUGAUCGGUGACGAUCAAAUAGAACUUCUGCAUCCAGUAAUGGAAGAAGAACCAAAGUGUAAGGUAACAUUUGGACAAGGAAACCUCCAAACAUUAUCUUUAGUUUUAAAAUUCAAGUUGAACAAUAUGAAGGUUACUGGUACCAUGCGUAGCUAUAGUUCUUCUAAGCCAUGCAAAAGUUUUCCCUAUGAGUUGUUUUUAAAAGAUGUUGAAUUUGAGAUUGUGGCUGGACUUAUCAUUCGAGGAGAUAGCUUUUGCAUUGAAAAUUAUUCCAACAAUUAUUUAAAUUUCAAUCUUAGUCUUUCUUAUAAAACUAAGGACGAAUCAAAAGAAAUAUUCCCACUAGACAAGAUACAAGAUUCAGACCUUAGAAAAUCAAUUGAGAUAUAUAUAUUGGAUAAACUAACAAAAGAUAUAGUUCUUGCUGUCGAAGAUAGAGUAGGUGAAGAGUGUGUAGAUACAUCUGUCAGUAGUAUGCUCGAUAAUGAAUAUAGCUAUCGCAAUAAGUUAAGGUUGCAUAAGAAGAAAAUGACAUCUGCUUUCCAAAAACUAGUUGUUGAGAUUGUAGGUAUGCUGAACCAUCAACUGGAGGAUAAAAAAUUAAACGAAAUUUCUUUACCCAAUCUAUAUGGAAAAUUAUUAGAGAAAGACAACCAAAGAGGAACGUUCACAGCUUCACAGGGUUACUUGAAGAAUUUAGCUUCAUUGCAACAACUUGGAGAUAUCACUGUUCAUCAAGAUGGGGAAGAUAUCAUCAUAUUCGUUUUCUUAUACUUUUCUUAUCUGGACAUUGUUUACAAAAACCUCAGUAUAAACAGAAAAGAUUUGGAAAAUACAAAGUCAUUUGAAACACCAGAAAAUUCGAAUUCUUCAUACAUGAAAAUCAAAAUCAGAAAAGUGAAUGAUGAAAGGAUCAAUCUCACUCUACUUGACUAUAAAGUUGAUGAUCUUGGCUAUAUUGAAGUGAUCUGGGAUGCUCCUGAAAAUGAUACUUUCAAAAAAUAUAUUGAGCCAGAAUUAGCUAUGUGGUUAAAUUAUGCAUUAGAGUAUCAGGUCACACCAAUUAUUGAAGAAAGGAUCAAAAAUUGCUUAGCUGAAGUAUUGAAGAACGAAAAGUUAUCUCAAUUAGUCUUACAUCCUCAAGACACUGAUGAUGGUAAUGACAGUGACCCAUUAAAUGAAGUAGAUGAAGAAGAUGAAGAAGAAAUAGACGAUGGUCAAGAAGUACAGAGUAAAGAAGAAAAAGAUGAUGAUGAAAUCUAAAAUAAGAGUUUUCAAGAUAAUUCUUAAUUUUGCAAACUGCUACAUGAAUAAAAAUUUUAGACAGAUGCGAGUUUUACUAACAAAAAUUUUAGAAAUCUAUUGAUAGAAGAAAUUUGGGUUUUAUUAAUUAAUCUUACAGACUUUAUAUUUCGUAGAAAACAAAGAUGGCUUUUAGUUCUACCUAAGAAAUUGCCAUGUAUUAUGCGCAAAAAUGCAUGUGAUUUAGUUAUUUUACAAUAACAAUAAUAUAAUUGACAGUGUUUAAUAUUAUCUUAAAAGAACUUUUCUAAAGAGACUUAUUUUUUUUAAUCCUUCAACAAUAUGAAAAAUGCAAUAUUGUAAAAUUCAAUGUUAUAAAAACCGCUAUCGUUACUAAAAUGAAAUUAACAAAUUGAUCAUUUACAUUUAUUAAAGAUGAAACAGCUUAUGUUUAUUCAUUUAGCAGUGAAGAUUAUUAAUAUGUAAAAAUUUGAUAUUUUAGUUCUCUUAUAUUGUUUAAUAAUUUGUAUACUUAGAAUAGAAAUCUUUUAUAUAAUCGCAUAUAUAACAUACAUAAAAAUUUCUCUAUCAUCAUACUCUUAUUUUAAGAAGCAUUCUUCAUAUAUACAAUCAUAUGUUUUCCAUUUAUAGUAAUAAAUAAUGAUAACUACCCUUACGUUUAUUGUAUAAGCUGCAUUAAUAGAAUGCUUUUGUAUAUACAAAUUACAUUUUAUGAAUAAUCAAUUUAUAUUCAAUAUAUUAUUUGUACGUUUAUGUAAUUACGAUAAUGGUAUCAAUAAUAAUUCCUAAUUUUCUAUACAACCUAA
Molecule: messenger RNA, 2369 nt
Organism: Nasonia vitripennis (jewel wasp)
Lineage: Eukaryota; Metazoa; Arthropoda; Insecta; Hymenoptera; Pteromalidae
Exons: 10
Coding region: 130-1563 (477 amino acids)
Source: RefSeq, a predicted model, not a curated record